This is a messenger RNA of Zeugodacus cucurbitae (melon fly), 2329 nucleotides long. It is a transcript of the gene ken, whose product is annotated as transcription factor Ken. Gene Ontology annotation, cellular component: nucleus. Gene Ontology annotation, molecular function: protein binding; RNA polymerase II cis-regulatory region sequence-specific DNA binding; DNA-binding transcription factor activity. The transcript is spliced from 3 exons. NCBI's taxonomy places the organism in Eukaryota, Metazoa, Arthropoda, Insecta, Diptera, Tephritidae. The record is from RefSeq and is a predicted model, not a curated record. Gene Ontology annotation, biological process: regulation of transcription by RNA polymerase II. Bases 463 to 2208 code for a protein of 581 amino acids.
CGCAUUGAUCGACAAAACAGCAACUAUUGAAUAUACAUAUAAAAAAUAAGAAAAAAAAACAACGCAAAAGUUUACAAAAAACAACAAAUAAGCGUAAAAACAUAACAAAAACAUCAAGUUUUCACAAAUUUUGCAAUUUUGAAAUUUUGUAAUUUUUGAAGAAAGUGUUGCAGUUGCAGUGGCAGUGUGCAACGAAAGUGUAGAUACAAGCAAGGAAGCAAGCAAAAGCAUUCAGCGUGUGUGCCCCCAAUGAAAAUUUAUGGAACUGUGUUAAGUGUGCACUAAAUAGUAAUAUGUGUACUGCUAUUUGUUGUAUAUAAGUAAAAUAUAUAUAUAUAUACAUACAUAUAUAAGUAAAUGUGUGUGUGUAUUGUAUGUGCACAUAUAUAGAUUUUUUUGUUGUUGUUCCACAUAUAAGUUUAAUAACACUGUUUUGGAUUAACGUAUUGCAAUUGCUACUUCAUGCGACAGUUUCCUAGAAUGCUGAUGUUGCAGUACAGCAAGCAUGGAGAGUGUAUACUCAAAGAAAUUGGAGCCGCAUUCCGUGGAGAACACCCAGCCGAUCUGACAAUAGUUUGUGAAAACAGAGUUAAACUCCAUGCACAUAAACUCGUAUUGGCUGCUGCAAGCCCACUCAUAAGAACCCUAUUGGAGGACACACAACUAUCCGACUGCGCGACCACAGUUUAUUUCCCAGAUGUGAAUGCUACAUAUUUUAAAUUCCUGCUGGAUUUUCUAUAUUCCGGACAGACGUGCAUAACAUCGCGCGAUGUUAAUUAUUUACAUGAUCUAUUGUUGUUGUUGCAAAUUAAAUCCGACAAUUGGAAGACUACGGAUUCAGCAAUUCUAAGCAGUAAAUGUAGUAAUUUGCGUGAACGUUUGAAUAGCGACUCCAAUGGCAAUGGCGGCAAUAAUGGCAAACAACACAUGUAUUGUUCAACUAAGCUAGAGCAUUCCUAUAGCCCCGAAUUAGAUGGUAGUGAUGAUAUAAAAAAAUGCUCGGAUGGUUCCAAGGAUUCCGAUACCAUAAAGGAAGAUCCGGGUAGCCCUAAGUGUUCAUUAGAUGAUAAUAUAAAUAAAGAUUUAAAGGAGGUUAGCAGCCCCUCGACCAGUGAGCAAGAUGCAUUCACCGAUGCCCCGCUCAAUGCAACAAAUAAGAAUAUACCACCUUCAUUAAAUCCGGUAAAUUUAUCAUUGGGUUUACGAAGUAAACAUGAGAGUAGUACAAGAAAAUUAUCAUAUACGGACAAAAACAUUUUCAAUACGGAUAGUUCAUCGUUUAACGGCACCGAAAGUAUAAAACGUAAAGGAUUCUUCUUCGAUUCAGAGAAAGAUGUUGCCAAAUCGCUACAAGAUCCAGAUUUGAAUAAUUCACCUGAAAAUUAUGUUGUAACACCACAUCGAAAACGAAGACCCGGCUUUCAUCAUUCCUCCAGUCAUAAUCAACCGUUUGCAUCGUCGUAUCAGCACACAUUAAUCGAUGAGUUUCGUUCGGCGAAAACAGCAUCAUCGCCAAUAUCAUCGUACAUGUCCGAACGGAAAUUGUUAUCACCACUCGAGGAAGGACUACUAGGCAGCGCUGAGGUAUUGCCGAAAAAUCGUAAAUCCAUUGAAAAUCAAAGACCCCGACCACAAAGCCCCGACGCCGCACUGCACAUCUCACCACAAUUCCCAUACCAAUGGCAAACGACACAGAAUCCUGCCAUAACCAACUUCUCCAAUCUACAAUCCGGUCUCGGUAGCAUACCACAGAUAGGCGUCGGCGGUGGCGGUGGUGGUGGCGUCGCUGGAGGCGGCGGCAGUGCUGUUGAUGCUGGCAACCGUGAUACACCAGGAAGUGUUCGAGAUCCCCCAAACAAUAAUUCGAAUAUAUGCGGCACACAUAAUACGGCACGCGAAUAUCGUUGCGAAUACUGUGGCAAACAAUUUGGUAUGUCAUGGAAUUUGAAGACACAUUUACGCGUACACACGGGCGAAAAGCCAUUCGCUUGCCGCCUAUGUGUUGCUAUGUUCAAGCAAAAGGCCCAUCUAUUGAAACAUUUGUGUUCGGUACAUCGAAAUGUCAUAACGACGACAAAUGGUGCUGAGACCGAGAAUCGAUUCAGUUGCUGUUUUUGUUCUAUGUAUUUCGAAUCAGUACAAGAGUUAGUGAGGCAUUUAUCGGGACACCAUAAUAAUUUGCUGCUAACGAAAAAUCUACGCGAAUAAAGAAUGCAAGCAAAGCUUAAAUUAUUUUUAAUAAAUUUACAUGCAUACAUACAUAGCUACAUACAUACAAAAAUUAUUACAUAAAAACACACGCAUACACACACACACAAACAUAUACAUA